UUUUUUGAUUGGCUAUGAUAGAAAAUCACGUUUUUCUCUACCUAAUUUUGUAAAAAUAUACAUAAAGGAUUUUUUUUUCCCUUUGUUCUAUUUCUUUCUUUUCUUACUGUUUUUGAUUUUUAUGUUUUAUAAAAGGGAUCAAUAGAUAAUCCUUUCUUUCUUUUGAUUAUUAUCAUCAUCUAUCAUGAAACUUUGGGUUAGUUUGGCUCUAUUUGGUACUUUGUUUACCAGUGUUUUGGCUAAACCACAUCAUCUUCCCUCUUUUCCUGAUCAAUGUGGUCGUCAUCCUGCUCAAAGUUGUUCGGCUGCAGCUAAUCAAACGGCAAAUUCAUGUUGUGUUGAAAAAAAGGCAGGUCUUUUCUUAUUGAGUCAAUUCUGGGACGUUCAUGCUGGGUAUGAAGAUAGUUGGACAAUUCAUGGUCUCUGGAACGACUUUUGCAAUGGAUCUUAUCCUUCCAACUGUGAUCCCUCAAGAAGCUACACCAACAUAACUGAAGUUCUUGUCUCUCGUCGCGCGUUCAAAUUACUUCAAGAUAUGAAUAAUGAUUGGCCCAACUCUGCUGGACAUGUCGACGAUUUCUGGUCUCAUGAAUGGAACAAGCAUGGUACCUGUAUGUCGACUUUUGAACCUGGAUGUUAUGAAAAAAAGGAUCCUUUCCAAGGCAUGAUUGAUUAUUUCAACACCACCAUGAAGCUUCACAAAAAGUACAAUAUUUACAAAGCAUUGAAACGUCAUGGGAUCGUACCUGGUCACAAGUAUUCUACUAGCAAGGUUCAAAAGGUGAUUAAAAAAGAAUUUGGUAUGUUACCUGAUCUCAGAUGUACUACAGAAGGUCAUUUAGUAGAAACUUGGAUGUAUUUCCAUGUCAAUGGUCCUGUCAAACGCAUGGAUAUUGUUCCUACUCUCAACAACAACGCCACCAAUUGUAACAGUACUUUGAUUUAUCCUACAAAAUAUCCUAAUGAUACCGCCAACCCCAAGAUAUGGUGAAUCUCUUUAGAAUAGUUAUUUAUAUGAAUUUAUAUCAAUAAAAAGGAAUCAAUCUUUGAAUUGAUAUUUAUCAACUCUUUA
Halteromyces radiatus is the source of this 1072-nucleotide messenger RNA. Its product is annotated as ribonuclease T2-like protein. The coding region runs from base 185 to 991 and encodes 268 amino acids. Gene Ontology annotation, biological process: RNA catabolic process. Gene Ontology annotation, cellular component: extracellular region. NCBI's taxonomy places the organism in Eukaryota, Fungi, Mucoromycota, Mucoromycetes, Mucorales, Cunninghamellaceae. The transcript has 9 exons. The record is from RefSeq and is a predicted model, not a curated record. Gene Ontology annotation, molecular function: ribonuclease T2 activity; RNA binding.